CAAAAUUUCAAAUAUUAGUAGACCUCUGAUGUCAGACUCGGAUAGUCACCGUUCGGAUUCGGCCCUAGACCAAGAGUUCCUCUUCUACUUGUCUCUUGCCGAUAAACUCGUUUGUCACAAAGAUUUGAAGCAGUGUCAAAAAUGGUUCGAAAAGUUGUGCAGCAAACUUUACACCAGCCGCGAGGCAAAGAAGCGCCGAAAUAAUUACUUGAUUCGGCUCCUUAUCGCUCUCCAUAGAAACCGCUUGGAGACUCCGUUUGACCAUUCACCCCCCGCAGGAGUUUUAUCCUCCCCUGAGGAGGUGUUCCCAGAGGCAAUGCCAGAGACAGAGGGAGCGGAUGUCUUCUCAGACCGGACGGAUAGCACAUACACCGUGAGCAAGCCACUUUAUAUACAGGGUGAUGUUUGCGGUGGCUCAGAUGUGUCUGUUGGAAAGGAAAGGAACGCCGAAUUGGAAGACAGCGCUGUUCAGAGCCCAAAAAUUGAAUCCUCUGCGAGUGAAUCCAGAAUCUUCAGCGAUCGGUCCGGAGAAAUCAGUGAAAGGUCGGCUGAAUCGACAAAAACGCGUGUUAAAAUUCGGAGGAAACUAACUCGGAAAAGGUCAAAAUCAGUUCCUUCAAAGCUCCUUUUCGAUACUUCAAAAAAACUUCGCGGCGGCACCUCUGACCUAACUGCGGGAUAUUGUGCGUCUAGUGAGACCCGCGCUAAAAAUUUAGUUCCGAAUUUUUUUGAGUACGCUUUGCCGACAUAUUUCGACGAGCCACAAUUAGCG
Molecule: messenger RNA, 772 nt
Organism: Bemisia tabaci
Lineage: Eukaryota; Metazoa; Arthropoda; Insecta; Hemiptera; Aleyrodidae
Source: RefSeq, a predicted model, not a curated record